AUGGAUGCGGCGUUGCAGGGGCACCAGGUACACCCGGAAGGGCGAGCCUGGAAGAAGCAUUUCCCCGAGGGUGAUCUUUGGGUUUUUGGAUACGGGAGUUUGAUCUGGAAACCACCGCCUCAUUUUGAUCAGCGGGUACCGGGGUAUAUCAACGGCUACGUGCGGCGCUUCUGGCAGGCUAGUUCUGAUCAUCGUGGGACAUUGGAGAAGCCGGGACGAGUCGUUACGGUGAUCGAGCAGGAAUUUUGGGAAACUCUCGAUGAUCCGCUAGCUACCCUUGAAUCCGAAUCCGCCUCCAUAGGUAAGGUCUGGGGCGCGGCGUAUCAUAUUCCCGCCUCCCACGCCGAGGAGGUUCAUGAUUACCUCGACGAGCGCGAGAUCAAUGGGUAUACGGCGCAUUUCACCCCCUUCCAUGCGAUCUCUCCCGUAGCGACAAGAACAGUCGCAAAGGUCCCCGAGGCCGAUGCCACAACCCCGAUCACUUGCAUGGUGUAUAUCGGACAACCUACCAAUCCCCAGUUUCUUCGUGAACACGAAGAGCGUGACGCCGAGCAGGUGGCUCAGGUUAUUAGCGACAGCCAGGGAAAAAGUGGCAAGAAUACGGAGUAUCUUUAUCUUCUGGAGAAGGCAUUGGAGGGAAUUGGGCUGGGCACGGCCGAUGUGCAUGUCACCGAUCUAGUGAAGCGGGUGAAGGCUAUCAAGGCUGACGACCAACCCGAAGCUGAAGAGCAGGAGGCAGCAAGAGAUGUGCGCAAAUAUCUAGCUUUGGCUGGAGACUCGGUGCACGGAGACAGAAUCGAAUGA
Molecule: messenger RNA, 804 nt
Organism: Penicillium waksmanii
Lineage: Eukaryota; Fungi; Ascomycota; Eurotiomycetes; Eurotiales; Aspergillaceae
Product: gamma-glutamylcyclotransferase
Exons: 6
Coding region: 1-804 (267 amino acids)
Biological process (GO): glutathione catabolic process
Cellular component (GO): cytoplasm
Molecular function (GO): gamma-glutamylcyclotransferase activity; glutathione specific gamma-glutamylcyclotransferase activity
Source: RefSeq, a predicted model, not a curated record